GCACGCACGCAGCACCGCAUCGCGGUAUCGCGCCAUCCGCCAUGCCGUGCUGUCGGCGACCGCGCGCGGCACGUCGCGCUCGCGCCCCGCCCCCAGUGCGCGCUUUCGGCGUCCACGUCCACGACGUGGCUCGCGGCGCCGCCUUUGACUAAGGAGAGACGGACAGACGAUUCGAGUUCGAGUUCGAGUUCGAGUUGCAAUCGAUUGCUCGACCCGCUCCCCUCGUCUUACACGGCCUCGUCGAGCCGCGCCCUAACCCCCCGCCGCCGCCACUGCCGGAUCCCUCCUCCCCCGAGUUCCUCGCCGAGAAUCUAAGGAGAAAGGACAGGAAGCUGUAAGCCUGGAAUAGAAGCUGGAACAAUACAAGCUAAAGAACCUUGGAUGAUCAACAGAUGGUGAAGAGUUGCAUUGGCAGCCGCAUCAGUGAGGUUGAGGUAUCCCAUGGCAGUCAAUUAUAUUACCAACUCCAACCUGAAUGUUAACGGUGAUUAGCAACCAUCUUUCUGUCCUUGCAGUGAGCCAGUGACAGUUCAACAAUCUGAUCAAUUUCUCCCUAGAAAAAUUAUGAUGAAGCAACAGAUGAUUGACAAUAGUGCCAAAAUCGUAUCCCCAGAUACUGUGACCACAUCAACACGCUAUUGUCACAAGUUUGCAGAGUUCAUGAAAACAAGGCCACCCACUUUUGCAGGAUCAGCCACAUCUUGGUAUACUGACCAAUGGCUUGGCACCAUUGAAAACAAAUUAGAUAUGGUGCAAUGCGAUGAGAAGAACAAAGUAUUCUAUGCUGCUCAUCAGUUACAAGGAGCUGCAUUGGAAUGUUGGAAAGGUUAUUGUGCAACCGAUAAAGACCCACAAGCCAUCAGUUGGGCUGAGUUUUCUUCUAUUUUGCACUAUAUGGAUGUUUCUCCAGGGUUUAUUAAAACAAAGGACCACACAAAGGAUGGUGUUUGCACACUCUGCAGCCAAGGCUAUCGCUAUGAGCUGAUGUGGUGCCCACGGAACAAGCCAAGAAACUGUGCAUGUGCUCGUUGUGGGGAGAUUGGACACAGCGCCAGCGAGCACGAAAUCAGCUGCUCUAGCUGUGAACAAAGCCAUCUACUCGGAGAGUGCCCCAUGAGCAAGCUCACUUGUUACCUUUGUGAAGGUGAUGAUCAUGUCCCAAUUAAAUGCCCCUUGAGUUCAAUACUCACUACUGUGACUCAACAUCAACGAGAAGCUUACCAAGAAGUUAUACAACAGGUAAUAGGAGAAACAAAUAAGAUAAUAGUAACUCCAGUUAAGAAGUUCAGAGAAGUAGAUGAUAGUAGCCUUCAAUACCAAUGUAAAAGGGGCAGUGAAUCAGCAUCCAAAGUUGCAUGCUCUGCUUGUGGUGAGCAAGGUGAAGCAGCCUCCUAUAAAGCCAAGUGUAUGUCAAAGACACGAAAGGCUUCAUCGAAAACGAAAAAUGUCGUAUGUUUCAGCUGCAAUGAGAUGGGCCAUUUUGCUAAUCGAUGUCCACUUAGACAUCAGACACCUGCUCAAGACAAAACCAUUCCAAAAGCUAUUCUGACCAAGAGAACAACACCAACAACAGGUGGUGAAGGGCGAGGAGUUGAGGAUUUAGAACAUUUGUGCUACGUGGAAUGUUGCUGUACACAGUUGAACUUAUCAGGAAUGGAAGAGGUCGGUGCUUGCUUGUCUUCGUCAUCGGAUUCUACCAUCUGGGCAUCCUCAUCGUCGCCUAGGAUUUGUUUGCACAAAUGAGUUAGAGUAGGAAAAAUAUGUAUUUGUUUGCAUCAGUAAGGUGCCUAGCCUUGCAAACAUGUACUCCCUCCGUUCUUUCUAGCAUUGCCCACGUUCUUAUGCAUGUUAAUGAAUCUAGACAUAAUGCUAAAAAGUCUUAUAAUAUGAAACAGAGGAAGUAGUAUUGGUUGUCGGUUUUAUCCUUCACAAAGGAAUCCAUAUCUACCCUAUAGUUUAACAAAUGGUUUCACUCAUCA
Oryza sativa Japonica Group (Japanese rice) is the source of this 1979-nucleotide messenger RNA. The record is from RefSeq and is a predicted model, not a curated record. Lineage: Eukaryota; Viridiplantae; Streptophyta; Magnoliopsida; Poales; Poaceae.